Messenger RNA from Funneliformis mosseae, 408 nucleotides. The record is from the annotation of a GenBank genome assembly. Lineage: Eukaryota; Fungi; Glomeromycota; Glomeromycetes; Glomerales; Glomeraceae.
AUGGUCAAUGCAAUUCCACACAAACUUCUUAAAAGAUCUAGCUAUUAUUCAUGUCCACCAACCGGUUUAUCGACCCCACCAGCCUUACUCCAUGCAUCAUUUGCAAGCGUAUCUAAAAACAAGUAUAAAGCUACUGUUAGCGGAACAUUCACGGAUAAAGUUACCAAAAAAACCAAACUUGUGAUUGCAUUUGUUGGUGAUUCGGGUCGAACUCCCAUAGCACACCCCAAUAUUUUUGCUGCUUGUACUGGAAGUGGAUGUCCAAUUAAACCUGGUGUAAAAUAUAAUCAAACGGUGGAAUUUCAAGUACCAGACAAAUUAUCUAAACAGUUCGAUAUGGUAUUAAGUGUUGCAAAUUCAGAAAGUAAUAUUCUAGGCUGUAUAGAGUUUAACGUUGGUCCUGAAUGA